AUGCGUCCACCGGUGACGUGCGAGGCAUCUACAAAGGGCAAACAAAUAACACAGACACAACGAAAGCUCAGGAAAGACAAACACAGGACAUGGAUCACGGCAGGAAAUCAAUGCAGGUGCACCAUCAGUGCAGACAGAAGGCAAUUUAUUACGGCUAAAACACAGGUUCUUCACACGCAGGAGCUCUACACCAGUGCCACCCCCAGCUCUAGAAGCCCUACACCGGUGCCACCCCCAGCUCUAGAAGCUCUACAUCAGUGCCACACCCCAGCUCUAGAAGCUCUAUAUCAGUGUCAGCCCCCAGCUCUAGAAGCCCUACACCGCUCUAGAAGCUCUACACCAGUGCCACCCCCCAGCUCCAGGAGCUCUACACCAGUGCCACAAGCAGUGCCACCCUCAGCUCUAGAAGCUCUACAUCAGUGCCACCCCCCAGCUCCAGGAGCUCUACACCAGUGCCACAAGCAGUGCCACCUCCAGCUCCAGGAGCUCUACACCAGUGCCACAAGCAGUGCCACCUUCAGCUCUAGAAGCUCUACACCAGUGCCACCCCCCAGCUCCAGGAGCUCUACACCAGUGCCACAAGCAGUGCCACCCUCAGCUCUAGAAGCUCUACACCAGUGCCACCCCCAGCUCCAGGAGCUCUACACCAGUGCCACAAGCAGUGCCACCCUCAGCUCUAGAAGCUCUACAGCAGUGCCACCUCCAGCUCCAGGAGCUUCACACCAGUGCCACAAGCAGUGCCACCUCCAGCUCCAGGAGCUCUACACCAGUGCCACAAGCAGUGCCACCUCCAGCUCCAGGAGCUCUACACCAGUGCCACAAGCAGUGCCACCUCCAGCUCCAGGAGCUCUACACCAGUGCCACAAGCAGUGCCACCCCCAGCUCCAGGAGCUCUACACCAGUGCCACAAGCAGUGCCACCCCCAGCUCCAGGAGCUCUACACCAGUGCUACAAGCAGUGCCACCCCCAGCUCCAAGAGCUCUACACCAGUGCCACAAGCAGUGCCACCCCCAGCUCCAGGAGCUCUACACCAGUGCCACAAGCAGUGCCACCCCAGCUCCAGGAGCUCUACACCAGUGCCACAAGCAGUGCCACCCCCAGCUCCAGGAGCUCUACACCAGUGCCACAAGCAGUGCCACCCCCAGCUCCAGGAGCUCUACACCAGUGCCACCCCCAGCUCCAGGAGCUCUACACCAGUGCCACAAGCAGUGCCACCCCCAGCUCCAGGAGCUCUACACCAGUGCCACAAGCAGUGCCACCCCCAGCUCCAGGAGCUCUACACCAGUGCCACAAGCAGUGCCACCCCCAGCUCUAGAAGCUCUACACCAGUGCCACCUCCAGCUCCAGGAGCUCUACACCAGUGCCACAAGCAGUGCCACCUCCAGCUCCAGGAGCUCUACACCAGUGCCACAAGCAGUGCCACCUCCAGCUCCAGGAGCUCUACACCAGUGCCACAAGCAGUGCCACCUGAGCUGGUAUCAGGGUCCACAAAGAGACAGUGUUCGGGGAAGCGGUCAAUACAACAGGAAACACUGUUGA
Procambarus clarkii (red swamp crayfish) is the source of this 1539-nucleotide messenger RNA. Lineage: Eukaryota; Metazoa; Arthropoda; Malacostraca; Decapoda; Cambaridae. The record is from RefSeq and is a predicted model, not a curated record.